AUGUGUCGGCAAACAAUUAUGUGUCUUCUGCGAUACCCGGAAGCAGAAUAUAAAGAGGCUUUGAAACUGGAGCAGGACAACCAGCAAGCUUUGAAGGGUCUGAAAAACGUGAAAAAUCUCAAAUCUUCGGGUAACAAACGAGACUACUACAAAAUUUUGGGUGUAAAACGAACGGCAAGUGACAAAGAGAUAAGUCAGGCGUAUCGGGAACUUGCUGGAAAAAACCACCCGGACCGGUUCCCCGAUGAGGAACAGAAAAAGGCCGCUGAGAAACGCUUCCUCGAUAUAAACGACGCUCGCGAGGUUCUACUGGAUAAGAAAAUGCGGGCGCAAUUCGAUAGUGGCAUUGAUCCCAAGGAUCCUGAGGCUCAAGCUCGCAGUGCCUUUCAGACUGGAGAGGGCUUUGCCCACGGGCAUCAAUUCUUCACAAGUUCAGGACCUUUUGGAUUCAAUUUCCAUAAUUUUGAUCCCUUUGGUGCCGGCGGUGGGCACUUUGAAUUCCACUUUGGCUGA
Messenger RNA from Hydatigera taeniaeformis, 513 nucleotides. NCBI's taxonomy places the organism in Eukaryota, Metazoa, Platyhelminthes, Cestoda, Cyclophyllidea, Taeniidae. The record is from the annotation of a GenBank genome assembly.